AUGAUGGUAUCUUCUCAACAGCCCAUCCGCGCAUCAAAGCGUAAGCGAGAGCAUGUCAAAUACUACGAGAGUAGCGAUGAACUAGAGCACGGAGAUAACGAUUAUUUCGUCGAGUCGGAAGACGAAGGUUACACGUCACGAAAGAAGCCCAAAGUGGACCAUGCAGGAGUCAAGGACCGUCUAGUGUCGAAAUCUCAGAUUUUCCCGUUUGCCAAACUACCACCAGAGCUUCGUAAUCGCAUCUACCAGUUGACGUUGACCGAUCCAGACGGAAUUGGUCUCAUUUCUACCGACAAGGCGUAUCGACGAACGGUCAAGCGGGCCGUAAUUGGACGAGACGAGAGUGGAAACGGCAUAAGACGCGCAAAAGGUGGUAGGACUUGGUUUUGGGGUAGAACCAGGCCUGAACCAGCCCGUUACGCUGCACCAGAGAAUCAUAUCCUACCUAACAUGCUACUUCUGAACAAAGCCACUUAUGAGGAAGCCCGAGCAAUACUGUAUGGUGGAAACGUAUUUUCUGUGGAAGACACCAUGGCCUUACAUGGCUUCCUUGCCAUUGUCGGAGCAGAGAAUCGAGCUCUCAUCUCCGAGGUGGAAAUCUGCGGCUGGGGCUGGAGCGCUGCCACCAAGGCAAUGAAUCAUCCCGCCUUCACCAUCCUAAGCCAGGCGACCAACUUACGACGACUGCGAAUUUCCUGUAUGGUAAGAGAAAAUGGGAAGUACUACAGUGCAAAAGACGUAGCUAGGAGUAUCUAUCGUGAUGCCUUCCUCUGGAUUGAAGCUGUAGGCAGGGCUCAGGGACAGAAAGAUGCGGCCCUCAAACUUAUAGACAUCGACGACGUCAAUCAUGGCAGUUCGCCCCUUGACCAAUGGCGCAAAGACUUCGAGAAUUCUUUGAGGAAUUAUCUAUAA
Molecule: messenger RNA, 912 nt
Organism: Bacidia gigantensis
Lineage: Eukaryota; Fungi; Ascomycota; Lecanoromycetes; Lecanorales; Ramalinaceae
Exons: 2
Coding region: 1-912 (303 amino acids)
Source: RefSeq, a predicted model, not a curated record